GGCCGUUGGCGUUUGUCAAAGGAGCUCUGCAAAGUCAGUCAGUGUCAAAAUGUCGUCGUGGGUUGUUUCCACCACCGAGCUGUGCGAUUGUGGUAACAAAGGCUCCAAAGCCUCGUCCUCAUCCCAGCGGCACACGCGUCUGAUCCUGCUGGUGUGGCAGAAUCUCACCGAGAAGUGCCACAAAUUCGGAAGUUUUCUCCGCCGCGAAACGAAUAAGCCGCUGCCCAAAGAACUGAGGCGAUCGUUACGUCUUAACAAAUCGGCCCGCCGGAAAGGCUAUCGGAGUUGCGAGAGCGAGGCAGAUAAACGGCUGAUAACAGAGCGUUUAAACGAACCCGUCAACAUAUCCAUUCGCAUGGGACCUGCCUACGACUAUAGGCCAUCGAAUUUCUGAUCGAUCGGGAAUAUUACAUAAGGAUAUAGUUCUUCGAAUUUCGUAGCUCUGCUAACUGCUGACAUAGCUUAAGAUGUAAUGUUACUGCUAAGUUGCCAAUGUAAACUGUUAUUAAAAGUUUUUACGCAGCCUUACACGAAUGUCGUAAGCUCUGCAACAG
Molecule: messenger RNA, 554 nt
Organism: Drosophila simulans
Lineage: Eukaryota; Metazoa; Arthropoda; Insecta; Diptera; Drosophilidae
Exons: 2
Coding region: 50-394 (114 amino acids)
Source: RefSeq, a predicted model, not a curated record